UUCAACAUGAAUAAACUCAAGGGGGAUGAGCAAUCAAACAAUAAUGUUAUAGUUCGUCAAGUUUGGGCUUACAAUCUAGAGAAUGAGUUUCUUCUCAUUCGUGGAAUUCUACACGAAUUUCAUUUCAUUUCGAUGGAUACAGAGUUUCCAGGAGUAAUUUAUGAAUCUAAAGAGGACUCCACCGUACCUUAUCACCUUCGUCGCCGGGACCCUUUAAAUGAUUACAAUUACUUAAAGGCCAAUGUUGAUAAUCUUAAACUCAUUCAACUUGGCCUUACUUUAUCUGAUUCGGAAGGUAACCUCCCUGAUUUUGGAACCAAAAACAAGUAUAUAUGGGAAUUUAACUUUUCUGAUUUUGACAUUGAAAAUGAUCCACACAAUCAAGAUUCAACUGAUAUGUUAAGUCAUGGAGGCAUUGACUUCAAGCGCAAUUUCUAUUAUGGGGUGAAUUCACUACGUUUUUCUGAAUUGAUGAUCAGAUCGGGGCUUGUCUUCAACAAUUCGGUUAUUUGGGUCACAUUUCAUGGUGCAUAUGAUUUCGGCUAUUUAAUGAAGAUUUUAAUGCGAAGAAAUCUACCAAACACUUUGGAACGUUUUUUAUUUCAUUUGAAAGUAAUAUUUAGAAACAUCUAUGACUUGAAACACGUGGUACAUCAUUGCAAAGAUUUGUACGGCGGUCUCAAUAAAAUAGCUAAUACACUCGAUGUGAACCGGGUCGUUGGAAAAUCGCAUCAAGCCGGAUCAGAUAGCUUGUUGACAUUGCAUGUGUUCAUGAAAGUUAUUGAUAUUUAUUUUAUCAAUAAUAAAAUAAAAAUAAACAAACAUGUUGGAGUCUUAUUUGGCUUAGAAAUAAUAAAAGAAAAUAAUGUUAUAGUUCGUCAAGUUUGGGCUUACAAUCUAGAGAAUGAGUUUCUUCUCAUUCGUGGAAUUCUACACGAAUUUCAUUUCAUUUCGAUGGAUACAGAGUUUCCAGGAGUAAUUUAUGAAUCUAAAGAGGACUCCACCGUACCUUAUCACCUUCGUCGCCGGGACCCUUUAAAUGAUUACAAUUACUUAAAGGCCAAUGUUGAUAAUCUUAAACUCAUUCAACUUGGCCUUACUUUAUCUGAUUCGGAAGGUAACCUCCCUGAUUUUGGAACCAAAAACAAGUAUAUAUGGGAAUUUAACUUUUCUGAUUUUGACAUUGAAAAUGAUCCACACAAUCAAGAUUCAACUGAUAUGUUAAGUCAUGGAGGCAUUGACUUCAAGCGCAAUUUCUAUUAUGGGGUGAAUUCACUACGUUUUUCUGAAUUGAUGAUCAGAUCGGGGCUUGUCUUCAACAAUUCGGUUAUUUGGGUCACAUUUCAUGGUGCAUAUGAUUUCGGCUAUUUAAUGAAGAUUUUAAUGCGAAGAAAUCUACCAAACACUUUGGAACGUUUUUUAUUUCAUUUGAAAGUAAUAUUUAGAAACAUCUAUGACUUGAAACACGUGGUACAUCAUUGCAAAGAUUUGUACGGCGGUCUCAAUAAAAUAGCUAAUACACUCGAUGUGAACCGGGUCGUUGGAAAAUCGCAUCAAGCCGGAUCAGAUAGCUUGUUGACAUUGCAUGUGUUCAUGAAAGUUAUUGAUAUUUAUUUUAUCAAUAAUAAAAUAAAAAUAAACAAACAUGUUGGAGUCUUAUUUGGCUUAGAAAUGUAA
Messenger RNA from Lathyrus oleraceus (garden pea), 1677 nucleotides. RefSeq lists its product as uncharacterized. Bases 7 to 1677 code for a protein of 556 amino acids. Gene Ontology annotation, molecular function: poly(A)-specific ribonuclease activity; nucleic acid binding. The transcript is spliced from 3 exons. Lineage: Eukaryota; Viridiplantae; Streptophyta; Magnoliopsida; Fabales; Fabaceae. The record is from RefSeq and is a predicted model, not a curated record. Gene Ontology annotation, cellular component: CCR4-NOT complex.